CUACUUUUGCGCUUGACUUUUUGGCAGCCUGUGUGCACGCCCUUCGACGGUUAACGCUUCUCCGAGACGUUCUGAUACUACAGUGAUAGCAGAGGUACGAUUCGUAACAAAUGCGGCGCUUCGCGCUGUCGUCGAGGACCUUGGCUGCGAGGCCCCGCGUGGCUUCUGCACGCAACGGCGCGGCCGCACCCAGCCUCGUGCGCUGCGCCUCGUCGACGACGCCCGCAGCAGCGCUAAGAAUCAUUCAUGUCACGGACGUCUACACUUUAGAUAAUUUCCCGCACCUGAAGACGUUGAUCGUCGAAAAACGAGAGGAAUUUGAGCAGCAGCACGGCCCGGACGCCGUCACGAUCAGCGUGUUGACGGGCGACUUUCUGAUGCCCUACCUCCUCUCGGCCAUCGACAAGGGCCGCGGGAUGAUGAAGAUGCUGAACCGCACGCCCGUCGAUUAUUUGAUCUGGGGCAACCACGAAGAUAAUUUGUCGCCGGCUGAUGUCUUCGCGCGGGAGCGCGAGUACCAGGGCACAUGGCUCAACACGAACAUGCCGACGCACGAAACUGUCGAAGGUUCCGCGUGCCAGGCGACGCACGCGUGGCUCACGGUCGGCUCGAAACGAAUCGCCAUGCUCGGCGUCACGUCGCACACGUCGCCGAAGCCCGGCGCGUUCAACGGCGCUCAGAUCCUAGACCCCUGGGCGACGUUGGCGGAGUGGGCGCCGCGCCUUCAUGAAGAGGGGGCCGACCUCGUCCUGCCGCUGUGCCACUUGUACGAGGAUCAAGAUGAAAAAACGGCAAGGGACUUCGACUUUCCCCUCAUCCUGUCGGGCCACGACCACCAUAUAGUGGAUAAAGUGGUCGAGGGCACGCGCAUCAUAAAACCGGGCAUGGACGCGCACCAUGCCCAGAUCGUGGACUUAGUAUGGGAUCCGAAGUUGAAUAUCGACGCCCACGUCGCGCAAGUCGCGUCGUACAAAGCGGACGGCGACCUCGCCCUCGCCGCGGCGAAGGCGUAUGCGGUGUUGGAUAAGAUGCGCGAGCCGGCGCGGACGUCCCUUCACGCCACCGACGCGAAAUCUGCUCGACGGCGUCGAGCUUGAUAUCCACACAGGCGCCAUACGCAGCUGGCCGUCGUCCCCGAAAAAUACAGGCCGCUCUCAUCCGUCGAUUCGCGGGGCCAACUCGUGACGAUGGGCGCGUUUCUACUUUCCGAGAUCCGGGACGCUUUGAACGCGUACAGGGACACCGUGGAUUGUUGCAUCAUCAAGGGCGCGUCCUGCCCGCGCGCCGCCAAGGCUUAUGACGAUGACGCGUACGUCUCGCUAGAAACGUUGAGGGCGGAGAUCCAAGCCAAGGACGACGUGAACGUGUAUAAGCUUUCCGGUCAUGCGCUGUGUAGAGAUCUUGUCCCCGCGACGACGCCAUCGAGCAGACGUCGCGUUGAUGACGUGGGGUUCGACGCAAUGAUUCAGCGCGAAGGCGCCGUGAACUUACAUUUCCGCACAGGUCAUGCGCUGAAGCACGGCGUGCGUGAGCGGUGGGGCCACGCUAAUCCUGGAUAUAUGCAGAUCGACGACGGGAUUACGGUCGAUGGGGAGGGAUACGUGACGCACGUGCGGGGCGAACCAAUUGAUGAGGAGCGGAUAUAUCGGGUCGCGUCGUUUAAGUCGCUGGAGAGAGAGCGGGACGGCGAGAUAAUCGGAAAGGAGCUCGCGGCGCAUCCGGAGCGCAUGCCAGGCGAAGACGAUGGGGUCCAGUGCCACGCGUUGCUCGUGGGCCACUGGGCGCGGCGGCUCUGGGAGCGGAUCUACGCUUUGGCUGAUGCCGAUGGAGACGGGCGGCUGUCGGCUGAAGAAUUUGCCACGCUGGACUUGGACGGCUCCGGGCGGAUAAACCGAAAGGAAUUGAAACAUGCGAUCGCACGAGCUGGCUACGAAACGUUUUCGGGAGAGUAUACGCUCGUCGAGGCGGUGCUCGAGGCAGCUGGCGAUCUCGACGGGGACGGAAAACUAUCGCGCUGGGAGAUCAACGCGCACGCGAAGCAGGAGGUCGCGCGGCACCGGGCUCGAGACGUGGCGUAGUCAAUUGUAAAAUACCUUUGUAUGUAUUUACGCUCCUCA
Messenger RNA from Pelagomonas calceolata, 2117 nucleotides. The record is from the annotation of a GenBank genome assembly. Lineage: Eukaryota; Pelagophyceae; Pelagomonadales; Pelagomonadaceae.